Caenorhabditis bovis is the source of this 975-nucleotide messenger RNA. Lineage: Eukaryota; Metazoa; Nematoda; Chromadorea; Rhabditida; Rhabditidae. The record is from the annotation of a GenBank genome assembly.
AUGCAUUUCUUUCUUUUGCUUAUUCAAUUUGCCGUUGUUGUGCGUGGAGCUUAUAUUAUGUUGCCACAAGGCGAUGGCUGACAUAUUGCCAAAAUCGAACGAAAAGACGAGGAGACAAAAUUUUUGGAAACAAUCGCAAGGGUUCUCACUAAUCCCACAUUCAAGGAUAUUUUCGAACUCACAAACAUCACGAAAAAGGAUAUUUCGAAGGAGUUCAAUUACGAUGAGGAUUAUUUCGAGGAGCUGUCUUCGCAAUUAAAAUUAAAAGCGCGUUGUGAAUCCAACACAAUUGCUUUUUCAUUGUGCGGAGACAAGUUUCGAAAACCGUUGGCUUGCGGAGAAAUCCAUGCUAUUCACCCGAUUGGAGAUUUCACAAAUGGAAACAAAAUAUUUAGAUACAUUGAUCUCCCCAAAUACGAACUUCACAGCAACGUGACCGAUGGAAUGUCGGCAUCGAAAUGUGAUGAAUUGAAAGACAAUUUCUAUAUGUGUUCUUAUAACAAAUAUGAGAAUUGCACCGUAGCAAAUCCAGAUGGAUGCAAGACGAUUUCAAAAAUUGUUAAAAAAGGAAUAAUCACUGAGGAGUAUGCUCAUGCAACUUAUGUAGCAGCCGCAAAUUUGGAGCAAUACCUAGUGAAAUGCAACGGAAUAACCAGAUGGGAAUCGAUGCCCCAAAGCAAGCAACUCUUCGUCACUUUACCAUAUUCGUGUUUAGCACGAUUUGGAAGUGUACAAAUUGCGGGACGUCACACAGAGGAGAAAAUUUACCAUGUAAACUUGAAAAUCAAACACGAUGAAUUUGGCAAGGACGAUUUGAAAGAAUUGGAAGAGCAAAAAGGAAUUUCGAUGGAUGAAUUUGAGCAAUUCAAUGAACAAGUCCCCUCAACAUUUAUGGAUUAUUUGAUGACCUUACCUUUUGAAACGGUUUGUGUUAUAUUUGUUAUUUGCAUAUUAUUAGCGGCUUUAGCGCCAUAA